AUGAAUGAUACAUAUAAAGAGAGAAAUGAAUCCAAAGUUGAUGAAAUGUUUUCUUUGAAAGCCAACACUCAUACUUUGAAGUGUGAACUCCAUUCUGUAUUCGAUAUUGCUCUGUCCAAUUCCAUGGCAAGUCUGCUUGGAUUAAAGAACAACAUUUUUCCCAGAAACAAAAUCUACACAUCGAAUUUACCUGUAAACAUAACCCCCAUCAGGAUAAUAAGGAUAAUAAGUGUCGACUGUGGAUUAAUAUCAGGAGCUUAUUGCGAUGGCAACGAAAUGCACACUUAUACGAGCGUUAAACCGCGUGGACGCCAGUUUAUUGAUAACAUCACACUAGAAAUUUUGGAUGAUGUCGGAAAUUUGGUCAAUUUCCGUGGUGAAAAAAUUAUAGUCAAAUUAGAACUGCGACGCCUGUCUAGUGCCAGCUGA
Acanthoscelides obtectus is the source of this 429-nucleotide messenger RNA. NCBI's taxonomy places the organism in Eukaryota, Metazoa, Arthropoda, Insecta, Coleoptera, Chrysomelidae. The record is from the annotation of a GenBank genome assembly.